This is a messenger RNA of Cannabis sativa, 644 nucleotides long. Its product is annotated as large ribosomal subunit protein eL42. Gene Ontology annotation, molecular function: structural constituent of ribosome. The record is from RefSeq and is a predicted model, not a curated record. Gene Ontology annotation, biological process: translation. Gene Ontology annotation, cellular component: cytosolic large ribosomal subunit; ribosome. Bases 154 to 471 code for a protein of 105 amino acids. The transcript has 4 exons. NCBI's taxonomy places the organism in Eukaryota, Viridiplantae, Streptophyta, Magnoliopsida, Rosales, Cannabaceae.
AAACGUUUUAUCUCAAAGCCCUAAAAGGAGCCCUAAAAGACAGCUAUAAAAUUGAAGACCAAAACCCUAGCUCGUCCAUUUCCCUUUCGCCUCGUUGCUCAGGUUUCCCUCACACUUCUUAACUCGUCGGCGGCGUCUCCUCCACUAGCAGACAUGGUGAACGUUCCUAAGACCAAGAAGACUUACUGCAAGAGCAAGGAGUGCAAGAAGCACACCCUUCACAAGGUGACUCAAUACAAGAAGGGAAAGGAUAGUCUUGCCGCCCAGGGUAAGCGUCGUUAUGACAGGAAACAAUCCGGUUACGGAGGUCAGACCAAGCCAGUCUUUCACAAGAAGGCCAAAACUACCAAGAAGAUUGUGCUUAGGCUUCAGUGCCAAGGUUGCAAGCAUGUCUCUCAGCACGCAAUCAAGCGUUGCAAGCAUUUCGAGAUAGGUGGAGACAAGAAGGGAAAGGGAACUUCUCUGUUUUAGAUUUGUGUUACUGUGUCAUUUUUGUUUUUAUGGAUGUUGAAAUAGAGUUAUGGUGAUAUUUGUUAACCUAGACAUAUGUUGUCAUGUUAAACAUCGAUUUUGUUUGUUGAACUUUUGUCAAUGUUAUUCUUCUUAAGGUUCCUAUUAGAGUUUAAGCAUUUUGCUUUUUUAAA